Molecule: messenger RNA, 570 nt
Organism: Effrenium voratum
Lineage: Eukaryota; Dinophyceae; Suessiales; Symbiodiniaceae
Source: the annotation of a GenBank genome assembly
AUGUGGCUGUCCAUGGUCAUGAACGGCAUGGUGCUCACGGUGGUGAUUGUGGGCGUCUACUUGGUUGCUUUGAUGAACUUCUGCGAUGGCCAGAUCCUGCAGAAGGACAUCUACGAGCUCGGCCCAGGAUUCCACAUUUGUCCCAACCACGGGUCCGAGAACAUCCGCGCCUACAUCAGCCGCUCCUUUACGCGCCCCAUGUGGCACGACAUCUUGGGGAACCCCAGCAUGCAGAAGGCCAUUGUCAUGGCGCAGGUUUGCCUCUACGUCGCGGUGCUGGUGCCGUACCUCUCGGACCGGAUCUUGGGCCUGCGGGGGCUGGAGAUUGGCGUCUUCGGUUGGGCGCUGGCGCUGGCAGGGCCGGUGGGGUGCUUCGUCCUUAGCGAGUCCUGCAAGCUGAUCAGUGCUUACCAGGCCCGCAAGUACCAGGACUCGCUGGCGAUGGACGAUUCCAAGCCACAACUCCCGCUGACUGCCAGGAAGGCCGCCGCGCUGUCGAAAGCGCCGGCCGUGGAGCAGAAAACGAAGAAGAUGCUUUGCUGCAUGCCGGGCCGCUGCGCAUGGCUGUGA